UAAUCAAUAAAAGUUAUAAAAUGUUUGUCGGUAAGUUUUUAUUGAUUGCAUUGCUGUAUAGGUUGGUGUGGAGGAUCGAGACGUCGUCGGAGUGCAUGUGUCGUGAGAUCCUCAUGGAGGAGGACUCAAAGGGGGACUCAAAGGAGGAAUCAGAGGAGGAAACUCCCUUGAAAAUCGACCUCGACACCAUUAAAUACGCCUCCAGGCGCUGGCCUAAUAAAACCAUAUACGUCAACUCCUCCUUGGUGAUGGAGCCGUUGCAACAUUUUGUCUACAAGGCUAUGGAUUACCUCAACAGCGUCACCUGCAUCAACUUCCUCAACACCACUGUUCCGAAAUCAGGCCCCGAAAUAUAUAUCGCUAGGGAUAUGGGCUGCGCCUCCUUGGUCGGAUUCAGCGGCAAAGAUCAGCCAUUAACCAUGUGGGAUACCUGCUACCUAACCAACGGCAUCAUUAUUCACGAAAUGCUGCACGCAGCCGGGCUCUACCACCACCACAGCCGGGCGGAUAGAGACCAGUACAUCUUUGUCAAUUUUUCCAACAUCAUCGACGAUUUGGCCCACAACUACAAGAAGAAUAAGGGUUACCACGGCCUCCUCGUCACCAUGGGCGUCCCAUACGACUACCACAGUGUCAUGCACUACGGCAAGAACGGCUUCGAUAAGGACCCGAAUUAUCCGAGUAUAGUGGUUCUCGGUGAUCGCGAUGUCGAAAUUGGACAGAGACUCUUCGCCACCAGAACGGAUAUCGCUACGAUCAACCGAUACUACGAGUGCCGGGAUCACUACCUGGGAGAUGAUAUCCCCGGCUCCGUCCCAUACGAUGAGUGGUUUAGGAAGUACAUGGGACUCUUCAAGGCCGCCAAAUUCAAAUAUCUAACGGAUGAAGACAAAAUUGAAUGAGCUUAACAUUUCUAUUUCUAUUUUUUUU
Messenger RNA from Procambarus clarkii (red swamp crayfish), 930 nucleotides. RefSeq names its product low choriolytic enzyme-like. Gene Ontology annotation, biological process: proteolysis. The record is from RefSeq and is a predicted model, not a curated record. NCBI's taxonomy places the organism in Eukaryota, Metazoa, Arthropoda, Malacostraca, Decapoda, Cambaridae. Gene Ontology annotation, molecular function: metalloendopeptidase activity; zinc ion binding.